Xyrichtys novacula (pearly razorfish) is the source of this 5401-nucleotide messenger RNA. NCBI's taxonomy places the organism in Eukaryota, Metazoa, Chordata, Actinopteri, Labriformes, Labridae. The record is from the annotation of a GenBank genome assembly.
AUGAGCGGAAGAGGCAAAGGAGGAAAGGGUCUUGGAAAAGGAGGCGCCAAGCGUCACCGUAAAGUUCUUCGUGAUAACAUCCAGGGUAUCACCAAACCCGCCAUCCGCCGUCUGGCUCGCCGUGGCGGAGUGAAGCGUAUCUCCGGUCUGAUCUAUGAGGAGACCCGCGGUGUGCUAAAGGUGUUCCUGGAGAACGUGAUCCGUGAUGCGGUCACCUACACCGAGCACGCCAAGAGGAAGACCGUCACCGCCAUGGAUGUAGUGUACGCUCUGAAGAGACAGGGACGCACCCUGUACGGUUUCGGAGGUUAAGAUAACGGAUCCAUAUUUAGACCCUAAAGGCCCUUUUAAGGGCCACCCACAAGACCUGAGAGCUUACGUUCCUAUUAUUUGUGUACCACCAUAAUCGGUUACCGAUAUGCUAACACAGACGCGCCUUAUUACAUCACUUGUCUCAGUUAAUUUCAUAGACUGUGCAUACUAGUUCCACUACAUGACCUGUGUGUACAUACACUGCACAUACAUACAUAUACAUACAUACAUACAUACUUUAUACUUAAUUCUACUAUAUACUAUACUCCUAUAUACACUCAUGGUUUGUUGAAGUACACUUGUAUCUGCAGUAUGCUUGCCUCGGCUACCUUUUGCCGAUAGAUUAGAGAAAUAACACUGAACAAGAAAGGGAGGAGAGACGCCGGAGCAAUGUAAUCCCUAAAGUUGCAGGCCUGUCGGAAAAACUCAUGAGAAUCUUUGGCAAACACCAUAUUCCUGCUCAUUUCAAGCCUGGUAACACACUAAGGCAGAAGUCAGUCCAUCCCAAGGACAAAACACCCCGAGACAUAAACAGAGUAAUGUGGUGUAUGCUGUCCAGUGCAGCGAGGAAUGCUUGGACCUGUACAUUGGGGAAACUAAACAACUGCUUCAUGGGCGCAUGGCUCAACACUUCCUCAGGUCCAGACUUAGCUGUCCACCUUCACUUAAAGGACACAGGUCACUCUUUCGAGGACAGCAAUGUACAGGUGUUGGCUAGAGAAGACAGAUGGUUUAAAAGAGGAGUUAAAGAAGCCACCUUUACCAGGCUGGAGAAACCUUCUCUGAACAGAGGGGUGGACUCAGGCACAACCUCUCCGGCACUUACAAUGCAGUUCUCAGCUCUCUCCCCAGGAAGCUCCACAAACAUUCACACCUUGGACCACAUGACUCAGGUGGAAUGAGUUAUGCGGUCACAUGACAGGGGUCGUUUAUGACCCUUUCAGGAUAACGACCCUCAGAGGGGAACACCGGGAGAUGGGUGUCUCCGACCCAUUCUUUCCAACUCCUCCCAGUCGUUGUCUGUCCCCUUCUCCAGUAAGAUAAAUAUCUGCUCCUCACACUAGCAAUAAUUAGAACUGAAGAAGCUUAUUUGAUAAAAGGUGAAACAUCUUCUCAACUCUACACGGUCCAGUUGCCUGAUUCUGGAGUCUUCAGGAAAACCAUGACCUGGAUGAAUGAGAAUCUACAUGGACAUAUCUGAAUUGUGAUAGUGAUAGUGAUCCAUAACAAUAAAAGAGGCUCAACAAUCCAGCAAAUCCUAUUUGGCAAAUGCCUGGAACCACCCCAUGAAAAAUUGUACUCUGCUUUAUAGUGUUUACUUUUAGGUACCCCGUACUCACUCUAAAUAUUCUCUUGUAGACCUUUAUUCUGACCUCAUUUAGGAAAAAUAGGGUCUUAUCUGUCAUUAGUUUGUUUCCUUAAUUUGUCCCUCUGAUGCUGGUUCCUGCAGCUGUACAGGUUCAUGCAAUGUUGGUACUGAAUAUAUACAUAAGCAUGUUAUGAAUAUAUUAUAUUGUAUUGUGGUGAAAUAUUAGUCAGUUCUACCGUUGAAUAUAUUUCAAUAAUAAAAUAUUUUCAAAAGGUUCACUAUUUACAUUUAAUCACAGCGUCUGCUGCCAUCUGCUGGCCUUCUUCUGGCCGUCUUCACAUGGUGCCUCAGGCUAGACCUGAGGAUCUGCAGGAAUUUGAAGUGAUAUCAUCUCAGAAACUCCAAAUGUGUUCUGUCAGAUGAUAAAAGUGACUAUAAGCCUUUUUGAUAUUUACUUCAUUUCUUUUAAUACUUACUUGUAUUGUAUAUUUUCAUGUAGUACAGCACAGUCCUUCCUAUAAGACAAGACAACAGUUGUAAAGAACUGAACAAGUAACUUUAUCGACCUUUUCAGAAGAAGUUCUCUCUGAGAUACAGAACCAGAAGCAUGUCAAGAUCUGUCCCCACUCAGAGUCUCCACACCCCUGUUUCUUACUAUUCAGCCACCUAACUAUUUUCAUCCCUCUCUUCCUCAACCCAAAUUUAUACCUCCAUACCUCAACCCUUUUAUUCAACUCUACCCUGACCUUCAGUACAGUCAAGAUAAACUAUUUUCAUACACAAAAAUCAAUUCCUUAGUUAGGUCCCAAUUUUGUCUCUAUUACCCUUAGAAACAUGGAAAAGAAGAAGCAUUUGUCAGCAUAAAAUCAAUAAAAUAUCAAAAUGUAAUUUAAAAUCAUUAAAACAGUUCAAACUGAUGGAACAGCAGGGUAGAAGUUUAAGGAAUUGACGCUAUAGGAAAGCUGUAGUACACAGUAAUGUUUUCAGUCCUGAUUUAAAUGAGCUGACAGUUUGUCCACACCUGAGGUUUGAUUUGAUUUGAUUUAUUUGGGAUCCCCAUUAGCCUAAAUCAAAGCCAAUAUCUCAUAUAUAUUAAACACCCCAAUAAUAAUAAUAAUAAUAAUAAUAAUAAUAAUAAUAAUAAUAAUAAUAAUAAUAAUAAUAAUAAUAAUAAUAAUAAACACAAGCAAAUAAACAAACAUAAUACAUACAAAUACACAAUACAACAAUACAAUACACAUAUAUAUGUACAUAUAGCUAUAUACAUACACACACACACAUUACUUGCCAACUGAAUAUUACAUUUUAAAUUUCUGUUGAGAAAAGGUGUUUCUUGACUAAGUUCUUAAAAAGUUAUUUCACUAUCUUCUUGUGUAAUGUUGUCUGGUAAUUUGUUCUAUACUUGCAUGGCUCUGUACACGACCAUCUGCUUUAUUAUGCUUGUUUUUGUUUGGAUGUGACCCUGGGGACAAUGAGUAGACAUGACCUCAGGGGUCCUGGACAAAUGCAGACCAGUAACGAGAUGUUACGACAUUGAGUGUGUACAUUUCUUAAUUUCAAGGAUUAUUAUUAUUAUUAUUAUUAUUAUUAUUAUUAUUAUUAUUAUUAUUAUUAUUAUUAUUAUUAAUAAUAAUAAUAAUAAAGUAUUUUAUUGACGGAAAGUUUAAGAAGUGGAUCCAAUUAUUAAUUUAAACUCAGAAAAAAAGACGUAAUAAAAAAAAUGUUUUCCUUUCUCUUUUCUUUUUUUUUUUUUUUGUAAUGAUGGACAUUAACUGAUCAAAUGACUCCAUUUGAAUUGAUGGAGACCAUAAUUUAGCAACUUUGGUGCAAAUCAAUAAACACCUUUAAGGUAAUAAAGGUAGUAACUAGUAUUAAAUCACACAGCUCAGGUCCAUUUUUGAUCCUGGAUAGAAUACCGUUAUAUUUUAAGAUUGUAUGAAUUCAAGUACAAAUCACACUUUUCUUGGAAGAAAACUAGGACGGUUUUAAAUAAUUAUAUUUUGUUAAAACUGUGAUCAAAUUAUAGAUUCAACAAUUCUUACCUAGAUCAGUUUGAGUAAAGAUCAGUUUCUAGUCAAAUGUAUGGAGAGUAUGUACAGAACAGAAUAGAGGGCAAUACUGAUGUGUGGUGUUAGUCAGAUAUACUGAUCAGAUGAUUGUUUAACAUACAGUAGCAAAGAAAAUGAAAAACAUGAAUAACUCAAAAUUAUAUCAUGUUUUCAGUUCUGGUACGAUUAGAGACUUGGCAAAUUUUCAGAUACCCGAUGGGAACAACCGAGUUAUGCUUUCAUCUUGUUAAAAUUAUAUACUUUUGGAUAGCAGGGGGAAAAAAACAUAAAUGUAUAUUUGGUAUAAAUCAUAAAAACGUUUUAUUUGUUAUAAAUUCGUCUGUGGUAAAGCAUCGCAUUCUUUGUCAUCGUGCAGGCAGAGAGAGAAUCCAACUGAGCAUGUGCGAAACAGUAUUGUUACCACAGCUUGUUUUUUGUUGGAAAAUAACCCUUAUGUGAAAAACAUUAUCCCAGAUCUCCUGUACUGUUUUACUAAACCGUAUCAUUAGUGAACAUAGAUAUGAAUAUAAGUAAAAUACACAGAGACACGGAGCAGCUCUGAUGGUCAAUCUGUCUUCCCUACAAAACAGGCAUCAGCCCUCCUUGGUGUGUUUGCUGUGAUCGAUAUAAACAGGUUUUAUUAGAAAUCCUUCUUUAACAGAUGGGUGUUUUUCGUCUGAGUCUCUAAACAAACAUGUUGACAAACGGGAAAACACAUUUUCACAGUACUCUUAUGCAUUUGCUAACGUUUUAAGAGAAAUAUAAGAGUGAAAAGUCGCUGAGCAGCGCUGCUCUCGGCGCUCAAUCUGUGAGGUUUGGAGGCUCCACGGAGAAAAAAGAGCGAGCAGCAGAGCUCAACACGACUUCAACCCGGGGAGACACAAGUCCGCUAUCUGCUCCUGAACCCGCAGCUCUGAACACAACCUCUACAUUGAGUUUGGAGAGUUUAAUCGCGGCACAGAAAACACAAGUGGUCGGACAUUCAGGCGGCCCGGCGGAGACGCUGCUCGGCUUGAGUCUUUACGGUUCUCAUGGUGUGUUUAAGAGCAGCUCCGUGCCUCACAGCGGUCAGACAGUUGAAUCACUCUGUGCACGACUCGAAAGGGAAACUAUGGCAGAAGUAGCUCCAGCACCCGCCGCCGCCGCCCCGGCUAAAGUGGCCAAGAAAAAGGCUCCCAAGGCUAAGAAGACUGGACCCAGCGUCAGCGAGCUUAUCGUCCAGACCGUGUCCGCCUCCAAGGAGCGCAGCGGAGUCUCUCUGGCCGGCCUCAAGAAGGCUCUUGGCGCCAGUGGAUAUGAUGUGGAGAAGAACAAGGCCCGCAUUAAGGUCGCCGUUAAGAGUCUGGUGGCAAAGGGGACCCUGGUCCAGACCAAGGGAACCGGGGCGUCCGGAUCCUUCAAGAUGAGCAAGAAGGUUGCCGAGAAGAAGGUCAAGAAGGUGGUGAAGAAAGCCCCCAAGGCUAAGAAACCAGCAGCAAAGAAGACCGCAGCUAAGAAACCCGCAGCGGCCAAGAAACCCAAGGCAGCCAAGAAGGCGGCAACCCCCAAGAAGUCCCCGAAGAAGGCAGCCAAGAAAGCCGCAGCGCCCAAGAAAGCCGCCGCCAAGAGCCCCAAGAAGGCCGCAAAGAGCCCUAAGAAGGUGGCGGCUAAGAAGGCACCAGCAGCCAAGAAAGCCCCCGCCAAGAAGGUCGCCAAACCCAAAGCCAAGAAGGCAGCACCCAAGAAGAAGUAA